UUGCUCCGCUUGUUCAGCAAGGUGGGCUCGGAAGCUAAGCUAGCUACCUAUCCGGUGUCGGCGCUGUUGCUAACACACCCUAACCCAACCUCCAGCGAACUGCGUUGUAGCUCGAUAGGAGCACGUAGCUAACGUGCUCGCUUGCUUCACAUGAUGCCGAUGCCAGUCUGAGUGUGCACGCUAGCUAGCGUAGUUGCUAAUUGUGAGGAAGAGAGAGGCUUGGCGCCACCACCACUACCAGCAGCAGCAGCAGUGACACGGACAGUCCUGACUUCAGCUCUCUCCCGCUGCUAGCCGGAGAUCUCCCCCCGCCUGUGAAUGAGGUAGUUACAGCUAGCUACAACACACCGAGGCGGCGGAUACAUGACUACCUCUGAACCACGACACGAGCUACGAAAGGGAAAUCUUGCAGUUCAUGUUUCGCCAAGAAGUCAGUGUGACGUCUUUUAUUCCAUCUUGUUCGUAUCUUUUCCAACACGAGAAGAGGAAUAUGUCCAGAUAUAACAUAUACAGCCUGUUGGACUGGAUCUAUGGCGGGGUGGACCCGAAGUUUGAAGGCAACGGGGGCCCCGAGUGUGCCGCCUUCAUCGCGCCCCAGCAACGCGUCAGUGAAAGUCUGGUCAUCGUCCUCAUCUCCCUGGUGGAGAUUGGCGUGGCACUGAAGAAGAUAAACCUGUCCAAAGAGCUCAAAGUGGUGGGAAGGGACUGCGUACGGACGAAGGAGGACAGUCUGGGCAAGAACCUGUUGCUGGUUGCCCUCUGCAUGACUUUUGGAGUGGAAGUUGGGUUCAAGUUCGCGACCAAGACUGUGAUAUAUCUGCUGAACCCGUGUCAUGUCGUGACCAUGGUGCAGAUCUUCCUGCUGGCCUGCCCGCCAUGUAAAACAGCAAUGGUUGUAUUUAGGCUGCAGGUCCACAUGUUGAAUGGUGCAUUACUGGCUUUAAUGUUCCCUGUAGUCAACACCAGACUGCUUCCCUUUGAGAAGGAGAUCUACUAUAUCCAGCACUCCAUGCUGUACCUGGUGCCUCUCUACCUGUUCAGGAAAGGAGGUGUUUACAAGCCUGAACCUCUCGGGGACAUGUGGUGGGCGCUGCUCUCCACCGGCAUCCUCUUCCUCUAUCACUUCCUCUUCCUGCAAGUCCUUGGCCUGGCGACUGAGGUCAACCUGAACAACAUGCUGUGCCCGGCCGUGUCCGAUCCCUUCUACGGGCCUUGGUACCGGGUCUGGGCCACGGGCCACCAGACCCUGCUGACCCUCAUCCACGGGAAGCUCCUCACGCUCCUGUCUCAACACACCGGCUCCGUCUGCAGAAACCUGCUGGACACUCUCCGACUGCGCAGCAAGAAAGUUGACUGAAUGCCCAGGAAGUCGCACCGAGCCGCUCUCUCUAAACGCCUGCUAUUACCGCGCAGAAUUUUUUUUUAAAGCAACAUUUUAAUGCAUCUUUUAAGACUUACCAUCUGUUUUACUGAAACACGUCAGCAUUUCAGGGCCAGUGAGUCAAUGUGUCAUUCUUUUAGUGUUGUAUUUGGCUUGCAUACAUACUUGCAUGCACAGACGUAAUAGGCAUUUGAAGGCUGGUAGUUAGCAGCAGUCAGUGGAGCUGGCCUUUGGUGGGAAAACAAUGUAAGUGGAUUUGUGGGUGAUUUCUCAAGCUGCCUUUUCGUAACUGUUUUAAAGACAGAAAAACGAGUCGCUGAAAUGUCACUACUGAUCUGCAGUUGUUACACUCUCAGUUCUUUACGUGGUUGUCAUGAUAGAUCUAUGUUAGUGGGUAAAGCUGCCAUUUUAUUUGUCUCCAGCAGAUUGUGAAUGUGAGCUGUUGUAAAAGUUAUUGCUUGUUUAGUUGGAGGUUUUUGUUUUUCUUUGAUCACCUCUCAGUGUUGUCAUGACUGAAAAAAAGACAUUUAUUUAUGGCGUCCCUCUGUCCUCACUCCAUCGCCCACGUGUACAGGUUAUAAAGCAUCAUUGUCAGUGGCCUCUCUCUGUCUCCAGUUCCCAUCAUUCCAGUUGUGAUAAUCAGGGGACAUGAGGAUGUCUUACAUGCCGAGUGAGGAUUCGUGGAUCUACACUGGGAUGUUGUUAUCACCUCUGCCAAGGAGGGAAAGUUUUUUCUGUUGUGUUACGGUGAUAUUGGACCACAGUCAGUGAGGUUUAGACUUCAGUGAGUCGUAUCGAUGAAUGUGACGUUUGUCGAGACAGAAAACAUCUUGACAAAAUGUAUCUGGGCUGGAUUCAUGCUUAAUGACACUUGAAUACAGAGACGCCCUGAAGUCACUCCACCACCUCCACGAGUCACAACCUCCGUUUCAUACACGGAAAAAAAUGCAUCAGAUGAUCUGCAUGAAGUCACUUCGAGUCGCUUAUUGACUGUCCAUGCAAAAGAAAGUAUUAAUUAUUAGAUUGAUAAUUGGAACAUGUCAGUCUGGGUAUAUAACAUUUCAAGUAUGAGGGACGUGUUUAUUACUGUAGCAUAUUAUACUGUAUUUCACUGUAAAGAAGGGAUAAGAAACUUUUGUAUUUCUAUUGGUUUGAGUCUAUGUGCUGUAUUGACAAUAAAAGUGAUG
Seriola dumerili (greater amberjack) is the source of this 2568-nucleotide messenger RNA. It is a transcript of the gene tmem164, whose product is annotated as transmembrane protein 164. The transcript has 6 exons. The coding region runs from base 416 to 1357 and encodes 313 amino acids. Lineage: Eukaryota; Metazoa; Chordata; Actinopteri; Carangiformes; Carangidae. The record is from RefSeq and is a predicted model, not a curated record.